Rubroshorea leprosula is the source of this 730-nucleotide messenger RNA. NCBI's taxonomy places the organism in Eukaryota, Viridiplantae, Streptophyta, Magnoliopsida, Malvales, Dipterocarpaceae. The record is from the annotation of a GenBank genome assembly.
CCUUCUGUUCCCAGGGGCCCAGAUGGGAUAUAAUUCAUGAUUCAGAUUUCAAAGAGAAAAGUUGUUUAUUGACGUAGCUAGUACUAUGGUUGGUUCAAUUUGGUUAAAGUUACUUCUCAUUCAUCAAUCUUCCCAGUUCAAAAUUGUUGAGUAUCACAAUACACAGAUACUCAUAAGUGAAGCCAGAAAACAAAGAAUCAGAAAUGAACAAGAGGGUAUAGAUGGAUAUAACACAACAAAGAUGAAAUGAUCCUUCUCCCAGAAGCUGCUACUUUUCCUAACAAUUCAUCUCUAAGCAUCAAUCUUUCUGCAGCAUCAUCACUCUUCCUUGGCACGUCUCUUCGUUCCUUUAGUCCAAUCAACUUCUUUUUUGACAAUCUUGGGUAUCUCUAGUGUCCUUGAAAUAUCAAUCAAGCUUAAUUAGAACUGUGACAAAAAAGAAUAUUUUUUCUUCAUUUUUAUUUAGCUAAAACUCCCCUAACCUUCCAAAUCAAUCUCUCACAAUCUUCAUUAUAAUGAAAAAAAUAAAGUAAAAUUUACUGAAGACAAUUCCAAAAGAAAAUUGUAUGAAAAGUUAGCAUACCUCUUUUUGCCUCAACCUCUUUCAUUUUUCUUUUUUUUCAAUUUUUAUUACUUAUGUGUGUCCUUAUAAAUUUAGUUCAUUAGGCAGACCAUACUUGGGGCAAAAAUAUCAAUCCCAAAAUUGAAUCAAUAAAAGGCAAACUUAAAU